Messenger RNA from Amoebophrya sp. A120, 7353 nucleotides. The record is from the annotation of a GenBank genome assembly. Lineage: Eukaryota; Dinophyceae; Syndiniales; Amoebophryaceae.
GUUCCUUUUUGAGAAUAAAAUUAGAAGUCGGUAGAAACAGAAAGUUGUGUUUGGAAGUAAUUGUGACCCAUGUCGUGAACUACAAGACCUUCUCUACGCCGGAAAAAACAGUGCCGCUUGAAAAUCAUUUUGUAGUUGUGUGGUGCGUUUCUGUUUGAUAACUUGUUACCCUGAGUGAAGAGCUUUUUUACAAACAUAGAAAAUUAUCCCGGAAGCAUAGACCGCCAAAGCGAACGCAUGAGAAGUUGAACAGCUGCAAGAGAGAAAUAUUCAUGCUAGCAUAUCUACUUACAUCUCUAUAAAUUCAUCGCAUAAGUAUUUGAUUAAGUUCGUAAACAAGGUGUACAUAGUGGCACUGCAGCAAGCGCGUCGCUGUAUCAUUAUACAAUUUCACUCAUGUGAGGACAUUCUCAACAUUCAUCGUCCUCUGUUUUUGAUCUCUACUGCACGGGGGACACGCUGCCGUGUGCGAGAGGGUGGAGAAAGCGUGCGUCCAGUUUUGAAAAUUUAAAAAACAUGUUCACCCGGCGUGUGUGUUUAGCGCGCAACACACGUCGUUGUGCGCCACGUGUAGUUUGUUGUAAAAAUAAAGAAUCACUUCUGAAGCAAGAAAAUAUACCGCGGAACUGUGAAGUACCUACUUUUACGUGCUUUGAUGAAGAUGCCGGAGGUGGAUGAGCCGUUCCAGAACUACCUUUUUGCUGGCCAUCCGCUUACAUAUUCUUUCACCUCCUAGGUGGACUUAAUAUUCCACUGGUGUAGAAGCAGAAGCUGGGACUAGGACAACUACUACAACAGCGACUUUAUUUACCGGCGCACCACAAGUGAGGCGGCCUGGUGUGGUGCUCGUCGGCGGAUCUCCCCGCAGCAGAUACGGAUGUUCGACGCCUUGUUGGCUUCCCGACAACAUCAACAAGACCGAAAGAACUUACUUCUACAAAGUCGUUAUCAACGACGUCGUCGUGCACCCGCACCGAUACAACUAGAAGGAACGUGGACUACUACACGAAGAAAAGAAGAGCAAAAGAACAUCGUCUUCCGCUGGAGCUGCACCAAGAUCAAGAAUCAUGAGUGGAAUGUUCAAUUCCCUGUACCAAACCUACCACGGAGCAGUUGACGCGAUCAUCAGACUAUGGAGCGAAAAAAGUUUGUCACAGUCACUAACUUGCAGGUUUUGCAUUACAAAUUUUCUCAGCAUCACAAAGAACUUUCACUAAACUUUCCUUGUAUUGCAGAAACACUAGGGAAAUCCCUAAUGAAGUUCGGCUGUGAUGCAUUUUUACGCAUGACAAACAAUUUUGUAUUGCAAAAAUGCGCAUGAGUGAUCGUGACGAACUUUUUUUCUUUGAUACAGACCCCCGAGGGAUCAGUACACGUUGGAUGAGCUCGGGCCAAAAAGAUUCCGGAGCGGCACGACCGUCUGGCACAGGAAGGACCUCCAACUCUUCAACGAGCGGGGCCACAAACUCCAGUGCUCCCACUACCUUCCGUACAACCUCUGCGAGGGCAUUGUGAAUUCCGCCGCAGCAGCACGGGCAACGUCCUCCACCGGUAGUGCGCCUGGUGCUGCGGGAGCAGACACAUCUACUGCGAGUAAAAAGCGGCAAGUCGAGCGAUGGCCUUGCGUCGUGUACCUGCACGGGAACUCUUAUGGAACUGUCAGGAUUGAAAUUGACAAAUUUGAAAAAUGUGUGAUGCAUAAAACCGAUACCAGUUGAAAGCCCAAUUCCUAAGCGGCGCAUGACAAAUUUCGACGUCAUCGAGAUCCAGUUUGUCACGCUGUUUAGCAAAGGAAGGCAUCCUUUGUCAUGCUACUUUAGCAGCUCUAUCGCAAACCCAAAACAGGCUUACAGUCGGCCUCACUUGCCAUCCCUGCAAGAGAAACACUUCAUGCCUUGCCAUUUAUGCAUGAUAAAUUAUCUCAACUUUGACGAUUUCAAUCCUGACACUCCCAUAACCCUUCUUCCCGAUUGGAAGCGAUGGGCGCGUUGGAAGUCGUCUUGCCCCUCCCCUGCACGCUGUUUUGCCUAGAUUUUUCCGGAAGCGGACUCUCGGACGGGGACUACGUUUCUCUAUGCAUUGCAAACGCAUCGUACUAGUAGUAAAAAUCGCAUUACAAAUUCGGUCACCGUGACAAAGGGAUAAAUUUGUCAUGCUGUUUUUCCUUGGGAUGGAAAUUUGUGAUGCAUGAUUGCGAUUACUACGAGUGCCAUACUUUUGCACAGGAUAUUCUCUGGGGUACUUUGAAAAGGAAGACUUGAAAAUCGUGAUCCAGUAUUUGCGAAGCACAGGCUACAUCGGCAGCAUUGGCUUGUGGGGAAGAUCGAUGGGCGCGGUCACGGCUCUGCUUCACGCGGAUCGGGAUCACUCGCUGGCGUGUCUGGUAAGUGUAUUUUUUGUUGUGAUGGUGGAAUUCCGUCUUGCAAGAACUACACAACUGAUGCAGUUUGUCAUGCACAGUACCAGUGUGAGUACCUCCUGCAGGCACGACCUGAGUUGUUGAUUCAAUUAUCCCACGUGUGUCAACAAAGGUACUCGACUCCCCCUUCACCCGGCUCCGGACGCUUUGCCAAGAGUUAGUGGAAAACGGGGAGUAUCUUGGGCUAAAAGCCGGCAUGCUCACGACCAUGAUUGUCGACGGUGUUAUCCAGGAAAAAACACCCAUCCCCAUCAAUUUUUUGCAUGACAAACACUGCAGCUUAUGCAUGUUUUGCAUGACAUCAAAUUGGAUGAGUAUGGGUGUUUUUUUCCUGGAUAGGUGUUCUCCACUUCCUCCGUGGGACCGUCAAAGAGCGCGCCGGGCUAUGCAAAGCGAAAGUAUAAACUGUAUUGGUGUGAAAUAGCAUUACAAAUUCAUUUUUUUUCUAGCAGGAGAUGGAGGUGGAUUUUCUGAUGCUGAGGUAUACUUAGUUAAAGAGCGAGAUUUGUCAUGCAGUGUUCCCAUUACUAUUUACGAUUUAUACUUUUGCAAUGCAUACGGGUUUGAAAUCGACGAUUUGCAGCCGAUCGAAAACGUCUCGAAGUCCUUUGUCCCGGCAUUCUUUCUCGCGGUAUCCUGUGCAAAAGUAUCGUACUAGUAGGAAUCGCAUCACAAAUUGGCUCAGCAUUACAAAUUAAAUUUGUAAUGCGGAUUUCCCUUAACAUCUAGAUUUGUAAUGCAUGGUUGCGAUAACUACGAGUGCGAUACUUUUGCACAGGAUACGCGGGCGCAGACGACAACUUCAUCUCCCCAAACCACAGCCAGCAACUUUACGAUUUGUAUUAUUUGGAGUUUUGUUUAUAAAGAUUUUGUCAUGCAGUUUGUCCCAUGACAUGGGCGAUUUUCGUUUUCCUCGUGAAGGAGCCUCGCAUGACAAACUCAGCAAUCUUCGCAUGCUUCUACAGGUAUGCCGGCGAAGACAAAUACUACCAUGUGGUCGAGGGUGCGGACCACAAUAGCCCCAGGCCGAGGGACGUGUAUCCUGUUCAAAAACGUCACCACCCCGAUUUUUUCAUGCAGAUUUGCAAUUACAGGAACGCUUGUAAUGCGCCUCCCCAAGUGAGGCACAACUUUCCGUCGUGUUUUGGCAUUUGUGAUGCUGGAAACAGGAGAAUGGGAUUGAUUUGUGAUGCGGGUGCCUUUGCUAACCUUCACUACAAUAGAGAGACGAGAAACUUGUCUUGCUUGAUUGCCAAAACUUCGUGAGCUGUGUUGCAGACUAUCCUGCCUGACUCUGGGGCGGGGGCGACGUUUUUACACACGAUAACGUGCAAAAGAAGAUCACGAAUUUUCUGCGGGACGCACUGCAGGACCCGGAGACCCGGAACAUGAUUAGGAUGGUGGAUUUAUCACAGGAAAAAGCGUAUAAAUGUAAUUAACGGAGUUUCUGAUGCAAUAGCAAUGGCGCACGCAGAGCCACUUCGUGUUGUAAAUUUGUAUUGCUUGUUAACAUGCACGUUGGUCCAUUUUUUCAUUUUUCAUGCAUGGGUGGCAUCUCCGAAAAAAAACCGUUAAUGUGAACUACACUUUUUUGGCGGAUAGAACUGGGAGGAAAUUGUAACGGACGCGGCCUUUCCCUUCCUCGUCCCACCACAGGAGCAGCAAGGUGGUUCCAUUUCUUCAAACGGAGCAAAUGUGAAAUUCAAUCAGCAGCCAAGCAAGUCUAUCAACUGCAAAUAUGUCUGGGUCUGGGAGAUUGCGAGACUUGUCAUGCCGGUCUGACAUGACUGUGAGCUCUGUAUUGCGCGCCCGCGAAGAGGUCCUCUCUUCUGUCAUGCAAAAACGCAGCUUUUCAUGCGUAGUACGCAACUCUAAACCACGGAAAAACUUGUCAUGCUGUGGAGCGCAUUGCAGUGUGCUUACUAUUCCCUUCCUUGCAUCACAAGGCUCCAGACCCGGACAUGUUUGCAUUUGAUAAAGUUUUUACAGCAAAAUAACGGCGGAUCGUCAGACGGAGCCACUAUUUCCGGCGCCCAGGUCGAAAUGCCGCCGGGGUUUCGGUAUGAAUUGCAAAAGUAACGUACUAGCAUGAAUUCAAAUUGCAGCAAUACAAAAUGGCUCAGCAUUAAUGCAGAUUUGCCUUAGGAACUAGAUUUGUAAUACAUAAAAUGCAUUUGAUACGACGAGUGCGAUACUUUUGCACAGUAUAUUCGGGAGGUGGAAUCGCGAUCCCGGCCGGGGACGACGGUGUACGAGGAUAUUGAAACCAAAAGAAGGUAUAUCCAUUGCAAAUAUCGAUCUGGGUCUGCUGGAAACUUGUGAUGCUGGGUGGCGUAUCAUGAGGAGGCCACAAGUGCUGGCUCAGCAUGACAAGUUUCUGAGCUUCUAGGUGUUGCCUACGUAUUCUGCAUGACAGGCUGCGUUUAUUUUUCUGCAUAACAAAAAAUAAAUGGAGCGCUUCGGGAACGUGCAUGACAGAUUUAAGAGUCAUGCCAGACAAGCAUGAUAAACAUGCAAACUCUUCCAGACGCGGACAUAUUUGCAUUUGAUAAGUUACGGCUCCAUGCAGCAAGCCUGGCGGGCCUACAUUAUGAAAGCCUCAGAAUGGAAAUUCUCCAAGUGGAAAUAAUUUGUGAUGCAUGAAAUGCGACACCAAAAAGACUGCAUUGCAGAGAACGCAAUGGAGGCCGACUAUUGUGCUUCUACGGGUUCAUAAUUGGGCUGCUGAGUAGCACGAGAGAAGGGCACCCCUUUGCCUAACUAGCAUGACAGACACGUCGUUUUGAGUGCCCGGGAAAUUUGUCAUGCGCCGACUAGAAAUGGUGCUUCAACUGGACGAGUCUUUUUUUUGGAUUACAAAUUAUUUUCACUUUGAGGAUUUCCAACCUGAGGCUUUCAUAUACGUGCUAAAGGACGGAGUCACCGGCUCGCCGUUGACGCAACAGCGAGGUAGUUCGGGACCCGUCGGAGCAGGCAGCGUCGGUGCGACCACGACCGUUGAGAAUCCUCUGAACAUGAUCGCCGGAUCCAGCGGAAGCCCUGGUGCGAACGGACACGCUGGGACGACAGUACCAGCACCAGCCGCAGCUCCACACCAGUUGCAAUCUGGCGGCGCAACGAGUAGCACUAGUAGCGCGGCUGCAGGACCACAAGGGGGUACUAGCACAGAACCACAAGUAGAUCACGCCGCAGUAGUUUUGGACACCCUUCCCCAAGCGAGGCCCGGGGGCUACCGCCGGCCACUCGCAGCGAACGACGUAAACGUCGUGAACAAGCAAAAUGCAGAAACAACCGGGCCAGAAACUACUGCUGCGACCAGAGUUUCCAACCAGAGCUCAGGUUUACCGGAACGAGGGAUACAUAAGCAGGACUCAGUAAACACAACAGGCUCGGUAAACCUCUUCCCAAACACAGGGAUAAGCGCCAGCAACUUCCUAUCAAUUGCAAAAGUAUCGCACUCUUAUAAAUGCAUUACAAAUUUUCUCAGCAUGAGAAUCUGUAAUGCGGAUUUUCCUGAAGAAAAAGAUUUGUAACGCAACAAGACUUGCAUUUAUACGAAUCCGAUACUUUUGCACAGGAUACUUCCAACAAAGUUCUUCCUCCGAAGACGACGACAACAGCGGGCAGAAUUACCAGCUACGCAUUACAGAAGUAUCGUCUUCGUAUAAAAACGCGCAUGACAAAUUUCUUCUGAAGGAAAACGGCAGUUUGUCAUGAAGAUUGAGCCAUGGAAGAGCAAGUGUAGAUCUGUCAUGCAAAACAGCCAUUUCAUCGACCAGUCCGAUACUUUUGCAUUGUAUACCAGCAGAUGCUCGACAACCUUCCCUCCGUUGAGGAACUGUCCGCCCAAAUGGCGAUGUACCAUGCGGGACCGCAGGAAUUAUCGAGCAGCUGGUCGGUCGUUGAGCUGAAGGAGCUGGGCUUUCCGGAACAGAGCUGCGAGGAAGCAAAAGCAAAUGGCCUGUCUUUUGAGGAAGCUGUGGAGUACUGCGUUUCCCGGAGCAGUGUGGUAGCGAACGGCGGGGGAGCAGGGGGAGCGGAGGGGGAGUUUGACCUUGGGGAGGUAGAAAGAGGCAGCGGACGGGACUCGGUCACGUGAAGAGGUGAAGAGCGGUCGUAUAAUUGAAUUGCCGGCUACUUCGUCCUGGUGACAAUAGGAAUAGUCCUGGUCGUGCAGCUACAUCGCCGAACAGAACUUGUUGUACACGAUUGUCCACCAACAUGAACAUGAUCUCAGACGAAGGCUGCAAUUUGAAGGCCUUCCUCGAGAAGCUGCUGCUGCAGACAUGACAACAAUAAAAACGUCGAAAACAAUACAACAAAAACGAGAACUCCUCUUUUUCAGCCCCGCCGUUUAUACUUAACCACCUUGCCUUCACCACUGACGACUUCCGAAGCCAUUAGCAUCAGUUGUACCAGUUGCGCGACCAGCGUCAUCGGCUUUUGCAGAGCGAGCGUUUGUAAUGUUCAACGACGGUUUUGCUACGCCGAUUUUCAUCAAUAUGAUCACCGUUUCAUACAUUUUCCCAGUCCUUCGCUAUCUUCGCGUUUCCAGAAAUAGAUGCUUUCAAAGUUUCUACCUUUUAUGCUUAUUCUAGACCAACAAGCAGCGUUGGGGAAGCUCAACAAGCGACAGAUAUUUUUAUCCACGACCUAGCCCUGAAUUAUGAUUAUCCUGAGCCGUACAUCACUUCUACACAACUUCUAGCGCCACCUCCCCCUUUAUUACACUGCCUUUACUUGCGGCCGCCGAGUAUAGUUCUCGAAUUUAUCUUUUUAAAUCUCGUGACCAUGAGGGGAGAUAUGUUGAAGUACUGUUGUCAAGAUUUUGGAGAAGAUCUUCCAUGUGCUUCAGAAGAUUUUUGAGCUUUUUUCGUCGAAGCAUCGAUCACGACAGAAACGAUGACGUCGAUGUCGACUCGGUCUUGGAAGAG